Arachis stenosperma is the source of this 1082-nucleotide messenger RNA. RefSeq lists its product as uncharacterized. The record is from RefSeq and is a predicted model, not a curated record. Bases 35 to 1003 code for a protein of 322 amino acids. The transcript has 3 exons. Lineage: Eukaryota; Viridiplantae; Streptophyta; Magnoliopsida; Fabales; Fabaceae.
ACAACAGCACAGCAGUUAGUAGCUAGCUACAGAGAUGGGGGAGGCAAGAGCCAAUCUAACAAACAAUAAUAGUAAUGAAGGAAAGAAGAAGAUCAAUCCAUUGGGCAGCAUAAUCCUCACUCUUGGCGGCGGCGGCGGGGUUGCGGGGCUAGUCGUGAUCGGUGGAGCCUUGGCCGUUGCAGGUUUCAUGGCGGUUACGUCUUUCGCAAGAAACAAAAGCAAUGCAAAGGCAAAGGGAAUGGACGAAUGCGGGUAUAAGAGUGCAGAGGAUCACAAAACUGCAUGUUUCACAUCCAAUAAGAGUAUGAAUUUGCACCAAGUUACUCCCUCAGAGAUUAUGACGAUUGUGGAGGAGGAGAAGAGUGAUCAUAAACUCAAUAACGAAGAGGAGAACCAGACCUGCUUUCAUCAACAGGAGAUUGCGUUCUCUGACUGUUCACACCCUGAAAGUGCAUCAUCUUCCAAUGACAAUGGGGUUGCGGAAGAUUGCACCAUGUUACUGUUUAAUAGCCCCAAUGAUGGCCAUUCACAUGGCUUCAAAUCCACUGAAACAGAAUCUGACAAGGACAGUGAUAUCAACGAGGGGGAUGAUGAUGAUGAUGAUGGUGUUUUAGGGAGUGGUGAAGAGGAGGAGGAAGAAGAGAGCUCCAAGGCAACAGGGUGCACCUCCUUUGAUUACAAUGAUGAACCGGUUUGGCCUGCAGAGCUGAUACCGGAGGAAGAUUUCAAGGGAGAAAACUAUUGUCAUGGCCAAGUUUGCAGUGACUGUGAUGCUGAUGCCUCCGAUUAUGCUGAGAAUGAGAGAGCCAUGAAGUUAUCAAAUGAUGUUACUUUCAAAGGAACAACAGCAAAAGCAAAUCUGUGUUUGGAGCUGAAUGAUGAACCUUCGGUACUCACAAACUGGAUUGUUCCCACCGUUUUGCUAGCCUUGUUUUUCAUCGUACUUUUUCUGACCCGACAAGAAUCGAUUUUUGUUCUCGAUGAGGCUGAGUCUGUAGUAUAGACUAGUUGUCCCAUGAAGUAGAUUUCGGAUCCUAUAUAUGUUUGUCUUAUGAAUUAGAAUCAUAUGAACUUUACAGUUU